Dama dama (fallow deer) is the source of this 204-nucleotide messenger RNA. Its product is annotated as beta-defensin 106A-like. Lineage: Eukaryota; Metazoa; Chordata; Mammalia; Artiodactyla; Cervidae. The transcript has 2 exons. Gene Ontology annotation, cellular component: extracellular region. Gene Ontology annotation, biological process: innate immune response. The record is from RefSeq and is a predicted model, not a curated record. Bases 1 to 204 code for a protein of 67 amino acids.
AUGAGGACGUCCCUCUUUCUCUUUGCUGUCUUCUUCUUUCUGGCCCCAGCCAGGAGUGGAUUUUUUGACGAGAAGUGCUACAAGCUUAAAGGGAAAUGCAUGGAGUCUUGUCAGAUAAAUGAAGAACUUGUAGGUCUCUGCCACAAGUCUCUGAAAUGCUGUUUGGCACUCCAACCGUGUGGGAUAAAUAAGGAAGGCAGUUAA